GAGAAGCCGAACAAAGCGCCAGGGAUCUUCAGGGGAAGGGGCUGCGAGCUGGCGGCUGUGGGCUGACUGGCUGCAGCGAGUUUGGAACCUCCUUCCUCUGAGCUCACCAAGCCUCGCCCAGUCACCACCCCCUCAAACCCCACCCCUAAGCGCCUCCGGUUCGGCUAGCUUGGGCUGCCCCAGGAAGUUUCCAUAAAGCACCUGAAAUCCCAAAUUACUUUUUCCAGGUGAGCUAGAGAAAGCCCUGCGCCCAAUCCGGUGAGUUGCAGCUGAGAACUUUGGGCUCCGCAGGGAGGAGGAAGGGAAGUUGAGAAGGUCUUUGGACCUGGUUGCCUGGCUGACUGUCUUCCUCAUGGCUUCCACAAGCCACCCCAGCAGGGACUGCUCCCAGGUCAUUGAUCACAGCCACGUUCCCGAAUUCGAGGUGGCCACUUGGAUCAAAAUCACCCUCAUCCUGGUGUACCUGGUUAUCUUCGUGGUGGGCAUCCUGGGGAACAGUGUCACCAUUCGGGUCACCCAGGUGCUACAGAAGAAAGGCUACCUGCAGAAGGAGGUGACAGAUCAUAUGGUAAGCCUGGCUUGCUCCGACAUCCUGGUCUUCCUCAUCGGCAUGCCCAUGGAGUUCUACAGCAUCAUCUGGAACCCCCUGACCACACCCAGCUACACCGUGUCCUGCAAGGUGCACACGUUCCUCUUUGAGGCUUGCAGCUAUGCCACUCUGCUGCACGUGCUGACCCUCAGCUUUGAGCGCUACAUCGCCAUCUGCCACCCCUUCAGGUAUAAGGCCAUGUCGGGGCCCUGCCAGGUGAAACUGCUGAUUGGCUUCGUCUGGGUCACCUCCGCCCUAGUGGCGCUGCCUUUGCUUUUUGCCAUGGGAGUUGAGUACCCCUUGAUGAACGUGCCCAGUCACCGGGGACUCACUUGCAACCGCUCCCGCACACGCCACCAGGAGCAACCGGAGAGCUCCAACAUGUCUAUCUGUACCAACCUGUCCAGCCGCUGGACCGUGUUCCAGUCCAGCAUCUUUGGUGCCUUUGUGGUCUACCUUGUGGUCCUGGUAUCCGUGGCCUUCAUGUGCUGGAGCAUGAUGCAGGUGCUUAGGAGGAGUAAGCAGGGCACCCUGGCUGCCCAGGGGCAGCAGCUGCAGCUGAGGAAGUUGGAGAGCCAGGAGAGCAGGAGCGCCCGGAGGCAGACCAUCAUCUUCCUGAGGCUGAUUGUUGUGACCUUGGCCGUCUGCUGGAUGCCCAACCAGGUUCGGAGGAUCAUGGCAGCGGCCAAACCCAAGCACGACUGGACCAAGUCCUACUUCCGGGCAUACAUGAUCCUCCUCCCCUUCUCAGACACCUUCUUCUACCUGAGCUCCGUCAUCAACCCGCUUCUGUACAACGUGUCCUCACAGCAGUUCCGAAGCGUGUUUGGGCAGGUGCUGCGCUGCCAACUGACACUGCCACACGCCAACCAGGAGAAGCACCUGCGUGCCCACGUGGCCUCCACCAUGGACAGCGCCCGCUCUGCGCACCGCCCUCUCAUCUUCCCGGCUUCCCAGCGCAGCAGUUCCUCUGCAAGAGCUAAGAUGGUUUUCUUAAGCACUUUUCACAGCGAGGCCAAGCCCGAGUCUAAACCUCAGGACCUGAGUUGUGAGUCACCAGAACCCAACUCAGAGAGGAAACCAGCCAACCCUGCCACCAGGAAUGGUUUUCAGGAGCACGAAGUGUGACUGCUGAGGAAGGCAGGCUGGACUGCUAAGCGGCACUCCUUACAUGAAAGCCAUGUUACCUUCACACAGCAGUGAUAUAAGAAACUGGGUUCCCAUCAGGGACAGGAGUGGAAGACGGGCCUGGGAAGAAAGCAGCCAGCCACCGAAGUGUCAGCUAAGGGCUGAUUUUGCCAGCCUGGCCUCAACUCUGAUUACAGAUGGGGCCAACUUGCAUUCCACCUCCCUCCUUCCUUUAAGGACACACUGAAAAUUCAAGCUCUAUAUAUUCAGAGCUCACAAAGAUUUUUUUUUUUUUUUUUUUUUACACUGAGCUCUUUCUUUGUUUCCAAAGGAACUAAAAGAACAAUUCCCCUCCCUUCCCAGAAUAAAAGGACACCCAGAAGAAUCUCGGGGAGCAGGGGGGAGGGCAGGCCAGAAGAACAAUGCAGGAGGGGCUGACAUUUCCUUCCGCCUUCAGCAGUGUGCCAAGAAAAGGGCUAUCUUGAGGAGCAAGAUGGUGCUGGGGAGCCAUGGCCGGAGGGCCAUGGCAGAACUGCUCCUUUUCUUGGGCCGGGGCCCGUUGCAAAGAGGGGUGUUGCAGCAGCUGAUGCACACCGAGUUCAGUUUCCCUGGGGAGCAGAAGGAUUGGUACCCAGCCGAGGCGAUGAGGCAGGCUGCCGACGAUGCACACGACUUGCGGUACAUGAUUCCUGCAACACAGACCCAAAGGAGCGAGGUUAGCCUGCCUGUGCCAGCCAAAGGACUGCAGCCCCCCGAGCCCAAAGCCCAGGGACAGCACUUCCUUACUCCUCCCACAGCCCAGAACCUUGGUGGGUCCAGGAAAAUACUCAAGGUUGUUUCCUUGAGCGUCCAAAGUCCACAACCUAUGCAGUGAAGAAGGCAAGCCUCAUUUCACUUGCUUUUGACAAUUUUUCCCAAGGCUAUUUGAGAUGCCAAUACCAGUGAAUAAAGAGCUGUUACUAUCAAAGUUCAUUUUU
This is a messenger RNA of Bubalus bubalis (water buffalo), 2694 nucleotides long. It is a transcript of the gene GPR39, whose product is annotated as G protein-coupled receptor 39. The record is from RefSeq and is a predicted model, not a curated record. NCBI's taxonomy places the organism in Eukaryota, Metazoa, Chordata, Mammalia, Artiodactyla, Bovidae. The transcript has 2 exons. The coding region runs from base 353 to 1717 and encodes 454 amino acids. Gene Ontology annotation, molecular function: G protein-coupled receptor activity. Gene Ontology annotation, cellular component: membrane. Gene Ontology annotation, biological process: G protein-coupled receptor signaling pathway.